GUGUUCGUGGGAAAAGUUUUCCUCAUCUUAUCGUCGCAAUUGAAUCUGGAAAAGCUAAGAUGAGAAAGAGUCUUCCCUUCCAAGUUUUUAUAAGAAUCAAUAGCCGUAAAAUGUCAUUACUAAAACGUGAUGUUCCUUAUGCAACUGGUGCAAGUAGGGAAUAUGAUGCCUUCUUUUUCUAUGGUAAGCAAGGUCAUGUGAUUUCAUUUGAUUUACUUCAGAACUUUGAUGAAGAAGAGUUGGAGGAGCUUAAUAAGUUUCUGGAAUCGGGUUGGAAUGAUGUGGACAUACAAGUCAUGUGUGACUCACCAAAUAUCUCCAUAAUUAAGUGUGGAGUUUAUGUCGAUAAGCAGCAAACGAGCAUGGAGAAUAUUCGCUUUGUGUUUCCUAGGGCUUUCAUGAAUAAUGCUUCAAGAACCUCACUGAAACGAAAAUCCAUAGCUUCUCCUCUUCAUGCACCAGCCAAGAAGCUCUUGAGACAUUUCAAGGCUGCUGAUAAGGGACAACUCAGUAACACCAAGAAAGGGACCAAGAGAAGAAAACGACACCGAGUUUUUCGUUCGUGGUACAAGACGCUCUAUCCAAGGGGCAAGCAUUUUUGGAGAUUUCUUUACUAUUAGCUCUCUAUAAUUGCUGGCUUCUCCUAUCAAA
Molecule: messenger RNA, 651 nt
Organism: Neltuma alba
Lineage: Eukaryota; Viridiplantae; Streptophyta; Magnoliopsida; Fabales; Fabaceae
Exons: 2
Coding region: 60-620 (186 amino acids)
Source: RefSeq, a predicted model, not a curated record